Messenger RNA from Morchella importuna, 687 nucleotides. RefSeq lists its product as uncharacterized. The record is from RefSeq and is a predicted model, not a curated record. The coding region runs from base 1 to 687 and encodes 228 amino acids. Gene Ontology annotation, biological process: protein modification process. The transcript is spliced from 7 exons. Gene Ontology annotation, molecular function: protein-L-isoaspartate (D-aspartate) O-methyltransferase activity. Gene Ontology annotation, cellular component: cytoplasm. NCBI's taxonomy places the organism in Eukaryota, Fungi, Ascomycota, Pezizomycetes, Pezizales, Morchellaceae.
AUGAGCUGGCGCUGCUCCUCGACCACAAACGAAGGCCUCGUCGCCAACCUUUGGCGCCACGGCCUCGUCAAGAGCCCUAUCGUGAAGGCGACUCUACAGAACGUCGAUAGGGCGCACUUCAGCCCCAUCAUGCCGUACGAGGACUCGCCACAGAGGAUUGGGUAUGAUGCUACUAUAUCUGCUCCGCAUAUACAUGCGAAUGCCGCAGAAGCUCUCCUCCCGCUCUUGGGGCCCGGAAAGAAAGUUCUUGACAUUGGCAGCGGCAGCGGAUACCUCACAGCCGUGCUUGCGCACCUAGUGUCCCCCGGUGGGCAAGUAGUCGGCAUCGACCACAUCCAGCAGCUCUGCGACAUGAGCAUCAACAACCUCCGUAAGGACCCCGUGCACGCGCAGAUGAUCGACGCCGGAAACAUCAAGAUCAUCAAGGGAGACGGACGGCUCGGGUGGGCCGAGGGUGGCCCAUAUGAUGCAAUCCAUGUUGGCGCCGCGGCGUCAGAGAUCCACCAGAGCUUGGUUGACCAGCUGAAUUCGCCUGGAAGGAUGUUUAUACCGGUCGAUAAUGGCUUCGUGGGACAGUAUAUCUGGGUGGUUGAUAAGGACAAGGACGGGAAGGUGACGAAGGAGAAGCAGUUUGGCGUGAUGUAUGUCCCGCUGACAGACGCAAAGGUGUAUAAGGAUGAGUUGUAG